Plasmodium relictum is the source of this 9036-nucleotide messenger RNA. RefSeq names its product conserved Plasmodium protein, unknown function. The transcript has a single exon. NCBI's taxonomy places the organism in Eukaryota, Apicomplexa, Aconoidasida, Haemosporida, Plasmodiidae. Gene Ontology annotation, cellular component: trans-Golgi network; endosome. The coding region runs from base 1 to 9036 and encodes 3011 amino acids. The record is from RefSeq and is a predicted model, not a curated record. Gene Ontology annotation, biological process: Golgi to endosome transport.
AUGGCAAAAAAAAGUGAAGAAGCCAAAAGAAUAUUAAAAAAGAAAAUAAACAAUGAUAUAACUAAUAUUUUAUUAUUGUUCGAAAAAGUACAAGAGUGGGCAGAUUUAAGUAAUAUAUUACAAAAACUUUAUUUAACAAUAGAAAAAUAUGAAGUAUUUGUUGAUUUUUCUUCAAAAUUUUUAUUAUUUAGAAGAUUAUCUCAAUGCUUAAAUCCUCUUUUGCCUUCGGGAGUACAUUCUAAAGCAUUAAUAAUAUAUUCAACAAUUUUUAAAAAAAUAGAAAAAAAAUGUUUCAUAAAUAAUAUUCACAUAUUAUGUUCAGGAAUAUUUGAAUUUAUGUUGCAUUGCACUAUUAACUUAAAGACUGUUUAUUUUAAAAGUAUAAAAAUUAUUUUAAGUUUAAAAGAAAAUGUUUAUAUUUUUGCUUAUGCCUUAUUACUAUCAUUAUUUAAUGUAAUAGAUAGUGACAACAAUAUAUUACUAUAUAUAUAUUCUAUAAAUAAUUAUAUUGGAGAAAAAAUAUUUUUCAAUAAUCUAUGGUUAUUAUUAUUAAGACAUAGUGAAAUAAGAACAAAUAUUUUAAAUUUUUUACAAACAUCAUUUAGUCCUCAAAUAUCCUUAUUAUCAAAUGAAAGAAUAAAAAUGCUUUUGCCAUAUAGAGAUGAUCUUGUCUUGGCAUCACUUAUUUUCUGCUUAAAUGAUAAAAAUAUUUUAAAUCAAAGAUUAACUUUAAGUUUAUUAAUAAAUAACUUUCCUUUAUCUCAAAUAAAUAAUAAAAAUAGAAAAAAAAUAAAUAAUAAAAAGAAAAGUAUAGGUAAUCAUAUUUCAGAAGAUAAUAUCUUAAACAAUAUUAACGAUACAGUUAUUAUUACUGGGAAAAAUGAAAACUCUUUUGAGAACGAAAAAUUAUUUAAUGAACAAGUGAAUAAGGAAUACCUUCUUAAUGAUAUAAAAAAAGAUAUGAUUAAUGGUGAUAAUAAAAAUUUAUAUGAUGAAAAAAAUGCAGAUGAUAAUAAAAAUUUAUUAAUUGAUUCUGAACAUAAUAUAAAUAAUGAUUUAAUAUAUUAUAACAAAAAUAUAAAUAUAUUAAAUGAAAAAAAAUGGAAUAAUUUUGAUAAUAGAGAAAAGAAGUACAUUCAUAUGGAUGAUAAUCAUAAACACGAAAGUUUUGAUACAAUUGAUAAAUGUGAUGAUAAUGAAAAAAACAAAGCAAAUGUAAAAUUUGGUGAUAUGGAAAAAUAUGAUAUUAAUGAAUAUGUAGAUAAUUAUAAUAAUAAUAAUAAUAUUACUAUAUAUCCUAAUGGUAAAAUGAAUAAUAACACUGAAGCUCAUUUAAAUGUUGAUGAAAAAGAAAUAUCUAAUAAUUUUAUAGAUCCAAAAAAAGAGAAAUAUGAUGCAGAAUAUGAUUUAAAUAGCAAUGAAAAAAGCGUAUUAUUAAUAAAUAAUAUUACGAAAUGUGAAGAAAGAGAAUCAUCAAAUAAUAUUUUGUUUAGUGAUAUUAGCAAAAAAAUAAUUACAAGAAAUGUUAUUUUUUUAUUACAAAAAUCAGACAUAGGUCUAAAUAGAAGAAUAUUUAAAUAUUUAUAUCUAUAUGAAAAUAAUGAUGAAAAAAAUUUGAGAGAUAGUAUAGACUUUGAAAAUUAUAAAAUAUUUUAUGAAACAAUAAUAGACAUUCUUGAAAGUAAAUUCAAUGAUAAUUAUUACAAUAUUUGUGAUGUUUUAUAUAUAUUAUUUAAAAAUAAAGAUUACACUGAUGUUAAUAAAUAUUUAAUGGAAAGAAUUUUUUUAUAUAUGCUAAAUUUUUGCUACAAAUAUAGAAAUGACAAAACAGUAUUAUCUUUUUUAAGGAAUAUGCUAAGUCUAAAUUUAAUAAGCUAUGAAAAUAUUUUAAAUAUAUUUUUAAAUACUUUUUACUUCUUAAAAAGAGAUGAUUCUUUGUUUAGUCAUAAUAUAAAUAUAUAUAUAUAUAAAUUUAUGAAUUUAUUAAAUAUAAUGACUUUUUUUGUGGAAUUCUUAAAACAUAUAAAUAAAUAUGUAUAUAUAUGUUAUAUAUUUUUAUUCAAUAUUGCUACUUUGAAAUUAAUAAAUUAUCUAAAUCAUAAAAUAAUAAUCAUUAUAAAAAAUUAUAGUCAUGUAAAAGAUUUAAAUAAAAAAUAUUUUAUUUAUUCGAAUGAUAUAGUGUCAGGGAAACAUAGUUCAUUAUAUUAUUUUUAUUUUUUUGUUACAAAUUAUAACAACUAUUAUAUGCAUAAUUGUUUUGUUUUAAUUAUAAAAGAACCAAUAUUUCAAAAAUAUUUCAGUAAAAAAAGUAACAUUAAACAAGGAUAUGAUAUGAAUAGUCAAUUGAUAUUUUUCAAUAAACAUGAGUUAAGUAAAGAUAUGGAAGGGUUUGAAAAAAAUGAGCACGGAUUAGAGGAAAUUCAAAUAAAUGAUAAAAUUUUAGAAGAAAAUGUAAAUGAAUUAAAUAUUGAAAAAGAAGAGAAAUUAAAAAAUAUGAGAAUUACAAACGACAUAAUAAAAAGGGAGGAAAAGAAAGAACACAAAAAUAUAGAAAAUAGAAAAAGGAUUGCAAUUGAUAAUUCAAUAUAUAAUAAAAGUUUUUCUUUAGAUAGAAAUAAUUUUAUUGGCAAUGAUAAAAAAUUUAAUAAAAAUCAUCUACAAGUAGAAAUUGACGAAUUUUUACUAUCUAUACUAAUGAAAUAUAAACAUAUGUUAAAGAAAAAUUUGAUUGAUUCUAUUAUUAAAAAUAAUGAAUUAUACUUUUUUAUUGAUAAUUAUGAAUAUAUUAUUUAUUUAUUUUAUAACUAUCAUUUGUUAAUUGAAAAAGAGAACGUAAGCAAAAGUUCCUUUUUUUUUUUAAGAAAUAUUUUAAAAAACUGCACUAGUGAAGAUAAAAACAAAUUUUAUUUUUGGUGUUUUUUAUUUAUCCAAAUAAUUAGAAUAAACUUCAAUAAUUUAUUAGUUCAAAAUUUUAAUUAUAAGCAGUCUUCCAUGAAUAUUAAUUAUAAUAAUAAUAUAAACGAAAAAGAAAAUAUUACUGAAGAAAAAAUUAUAAAUGAAAAUAUAAUUGAAAAUGGCCAAAUAAAAUAUCUAGGAGAAAUAACUGAUAAUUCGAAAUGUUCUAAUAAUAGUUUGAUUAGUUAUGAAGAAGAGCUUUUAUUUAAUAAAUCUUUCGUUGAAAAUAUUUUAGUUUACUCCAAUAAAACUGUAAAAAAUAUAUUUAACUAUAUUAAAAUAUUAAAAAAAAAUAAGAAAUUCAUUCAAUUGUUUUUUAACAUAAAUUAUAUAUACAUUUUUUGUGAUAACAUAUAUUGUUUAAAAAUUUUGAAGAAAAGAUUAAAAUGUAAAGAUAACAAUGAGUUAACAAUAAAUGUAAAAGUAAUCUUAGAGUACAUUAUUAAUAAUCAAAUGGAUGAGUAUCACGUAAUUCGUUCAAAUUUUUAUAAUUUAUCUCAUGAUAUUUUUAAACUUUAUAAUAGAAAUACAUUAAUUAAUUAUUAUUUAAUAAAGUAUCUGAAAAUAAAUAAAUAUAAUCUUUCAUAUAUUUUUGAUAAUAUAAUAAUUAGUAUGUUUGAUUUAAUAAAUCAGAUAGAAGUUUUAUUUAAUAAUAGUAAGAAUGAAUAUAAAGAUAACACUAAUAAUAAUAAUAAUUACAAUAGAAGUUACGAGACUAUUAAUAGUAAUAUUGAAAAUAAUAGUAAGAAUUGUAGAAAUGAUAAUUUUAAUAAAGAUAAUAAAAGUAUGAAUAAUUAUGAAAAAUGCUUAAAAAAAUUAAAAUGCAAAUUUGAUUAUAUAAAUUUUUUUUUUUUAAAUAUUGAGAACUUUAUGCUUUGGUUAUACAAACAUAAAAUUAGUAAAAGAAUUUAUGAUUCAAGAGAUAAAAUAAAUUUAUCCAAUUAUGAGAAAAAUAUGGCAAUAAUUAUUUGUUAUAUUUGUACAGAAGGGAAUAUAAAUUCUUUUUUUUUUAGAAAUUAUUUGGAUGUAUUUUUUAUUUUGUUUUUAAAAAUUCUGUAUUUAAAUGAAAACAUUAGUGAAUUGAAUAACAAUACUAACAAAAUAGUACAAAAAGAAAAAAAUUCGUUGAAGCAAAAUUCAUUAUUAGAAUUCAAAAGAGAUAUAAUCAAUUUACUAAAUAAUAUUUUUAAUAUAAAUAAUAAUAAAAAUUAUAAGUUUAUGAAAAUUUUAAGCAUUUAUUAUAGGCAGACGAUUCAUCAUUUAUUGUUUUUAUACUAUUAUUUUACUGUAAAAAAAUAUUAUAUACUGCAAUUGCAUUUAAUUAAUUUCAUUAGAUAUAUGCUACCUCAAUAUGAGAAAAACGUGAAUAGCAAACAAUGUUCUAAUGAAAAUAUUGAAAUAGAUAGAAAUUAUAAAAUGCAGAAAUGUAAUAAUUAUGAUGAAUUUCUUUCUAUUAGUAAAAAUUAUUUUGAAAUAAUAAACAGGAAAAAUCAAAAUAUCACGAAUGACGUUUUCAUUUUUAGUAUAUUAAGAAAAUCAAUGACCAUUAUAUUUAAUAUGAAUGAACAAGUCAUAUAUAAAGAAGUCCUAAAAACUAUUAUAUAUUUAAUUGAAAAUAUUAUUGAAGAAAAAGAAGUGAAAAAUUAUUAUUUAACAGUUUUUUUUUUAGAUAUGUUAUAUAUAAUAAAAAUGGAAGAUAAGAAAAAAAAAAAAAACUUAUUUUUUAUAAUGAAAUUUUGCAAUUUUUUGUCAGAAAUAUUUAAACUUAUAUAUAAAGAUGAAAUAAAGAAUGAAAGUAAAUAUGAAAAUAAAAAUGAUUAUUAUAAUAUAUCUAUUGAUGAUAUUGAAAAUAGCUUAAGCGAAAAUAAAAUAUCCACGAUAAAUUUCUGUAAUAUAUUUUCAUUAAAAACUGAUGAUAAAUUUAUAAGUAUGCAGCAUAAAAAUAUAUCAAAUUUAUUUUCAAUUAUUUUUAAUUUAUAUGCUUUUUUAAAAAAAAGAAUAACAUUAUACUACAAAAAUAAUAAUUAUAAUAAUGAUAUAAAUGUUAAUAAUAAUAACAAAUGUAAUAAUAAUAAUAAUGAAAAUAAUAAUAGUAAUGAAUAUAAUAAAAAUAGCAAUAACUAUAAUAAUACUAAUAGUGAAAUUAAUAAUAAUAAUAGCGAAAUUAAUAGUAAUAACAUCAACAAUAAUAAUUGCAACAACAACAGCAACAACAACAACAACAACAAUAAUAAUAAUAAUAAUAAUAAUAAUAAUAAUAAUAAUAAUAAUAAUAAUAAUAAUAAUAAUAAUAAUAAUAAUAAUAACAAUAAUAAUAAUGAAAUUAUUAAUAAUAAUAAUAAUGAAAUUAAUAAUAGUAAUAAUGAAAUUAAUAAUAAUAAUAGUGAAAUUAAUAGUAAUAGCAUCAACAAUAAUAAUUGCAGUAACAACAAUAAUAAUAAUAACAAUAAUGAAAUUAUUAAUAGUAAUAAUGAAAUUAAUAAUAGUAAUAAUAAUAGUAACAAUGAAAACAAUAAUAAUGUAAAUAAUAGUAUUGUUAAUAAUUAUGAUAAUAAUAAUAAUAUUACUAUUUAUAAUAAGAUUGAUAAUAAUAAUAUUUGCAUUAAUAAAGAUAAUAUUAAUGGUUAUAAUAGCUGUAUGUAUGACAAUAACUAUAAUGAUACAGUCAAUUUUUCAAAAGAAGAUAAUAUUAUAAAAAGUACUCAUUAUAGUAUAAAUGAUAAUAAAAAUGGAAACUCCGAAUUAAAUAAUGAUGUCAAUAAUUCAUUUAAUAAAUUAAAUUUUAAUUCAAAUAUUGAAAAAAAUGAUUUAUUAAAAGAUGCAUAUUAUAAUAUAAGCAGUGAUAAAAGCAAUUUAGUGAAAUAUUGCGAAAUUAAUUUUACAUUUACGAAUAAAUAUGAAAAUGCUUAUAUAAAUAAUUAUAAAAAUAAAAUAAAUAAUGUAGAAAGUAAAAAUUUAAAACAAAAUAAAAAGAUAAUUUUAUUGAAAAUAUGUUUAGAUAAUGUAAUUUCUAUAAAUAAACUUUUAUAUUUCAUCACUAGAAGCGAUUUUUUAUUUAUCGAUAAUUUAUAUUGUAUAUUUAAAGAAUAUAUAAAUAAUAGAAAUGAGUAUAACCAAGAGGAAAUAAUGGAAGAAUCUUUUUAUGAACCAAAGAGGAAAUUAUAUAAAAAAAUAAAAAAUAAAAAAGCUAAAGACGAAGGAAAAAUAGAAAUAGAAAGUUUUAUAGAUAACAAUGAAAAUAUUGCAGGAAAUAAAAAGAUAAAAAAAGAAAAAAUUAGGGAAUAUUUUAAAAAAGAAAAAAAAUUAUUGAAAAAGUUGAAUUUUAUAAGCAAAUUUAGUAAAAAUCCAAUUAAAAAAAGUAUGGUUGUGAUGAAUCAUCCUGACGAAUGUACAGAAAAAAAAAAACUGUCAUUUUCAUUAACAUUAUUAAGAGAAUUUAAAGAUGACAUAUUGAUAAAAAUAUUAGAUGAUUUAUUAAAUUAUUAUGAGAAGAAUAAAUCAAAAAUAAAUAUAAAUGAAUUUAUGUACUUUUUAUUCAAUAUAUAUUUAAAUAUAUGUACAUUAUCAAAAAAAGUUAUAAAUUAUUUUAUUGAUUUUAUAUUUACGUUUAUUAAAAAAAUUAAUCAAACAUCUCAUAAUGUUAUGUGUAGCAUAUGGUUUUUAUAUAUUUUAAUUAUAAUAGAAAAAAAUCAUAUAUAUGUAUUUAAUGAUAAAUUACAAAAAAAAAUAAUAUUAGAGCAAGUAAGUAUACUAAUGCAGAUAUCUUUGUAUAAUUAUUACUCGAAAAAUGUAAAGAAUAAUUAUAAUAUUCAGACACCUGUACCAAAUUUUGUCCAGCCAUUUAGUAUUUAUUAUAUAAUACAAAACUGUUUUUUAAAUAAUAACUAUUUUAAGAAAAAAAUGAAUGUAAAAUAUUUUUAUAUAAAAAAUUUAAAAUUAAUUGAAAAGCAUUUCAAUAUAAAUGAUUAUUCUGAAAUAGCAGCAAUUAACUCCUUAUCCUUUUUAUUAAUGUGUUUUUAUCAUGCUAUUAAUAGUACUAUAAAAAGUUAUAUAUGUGAAUCAUCAAUAAAUAUUUUUUAUGAAAAUUUUAGUAAAUAUAUUUCUUUAAUAUAUAAUAAUAGUAUACAAAACAUUUUUUAUAGAUAUUUAUUUUUAUUAAUUAUGAAUUUAUUAAUUGAUUACAAUUAUAGCAGUAAACAUUAUAUUAAGAAAAUUACAUUCGAUUUAUAUUCAUAUAUAACAAAUAUUGAUAUAAGAUGCACAAAAGCAUUGUCAAAUAUUUUUAAAAAAUUAAACGAAACUAAUAUUGACGAAUUAUUAUUAGUACCAUCUACUAGCAUAUUUUCACUUAAAUUUAAUAUCAUAAACUCAAGAAUUAAUUAUAUAAAUAAAUUGUCAUUAAUUAUAUUAGCCGGAAACAAAAAUUUUUAUUUAUGCCACUUACCUAAAAUAGCUGAAAAUAUUUCAGAAUAUUUAAAAUUAUGUACAGACUUGAAAUUAUAUAGAGAAAUAUUAAUUUUAAUAUGUGUAAUAAUUAUAAAGAAUGAUGAAAGUGAAAUUUAUAUAAUAAUCCCUACGUUUAUUUCCCUGAUAUUGCAAAUUUAUCAUGUAGAAAGAAUGAAAUAUAAAAUAGCAUUUGAAAAUUUUAAAAAUUAUGAUAAAGAUGAAGAUAAUUAUAUAUAUGGUUUUAAUUCAUAUAAUAACAAGGAUGUUCUUACUUUAUUAAAAACAUUAUUAAUCAUAAUAAAUAUUUUAAUUAAAAGAAACGUUAAUUUUUUAAAUUUUUACUCAUGGAUAUUUUUUAAAGAUAUAUAUAUUAAAAAAAAAAAAUCUUUUCUCAAUAAUAAUAAGGAUUAUUAUGCAAAUAAUAAUAUGAAGCACAAUCAGUAUAUAUAUUAUACUAAUAGUAUGAGCACAUGUACUUCUUCGAGUGAUAUGGAAAACAGUAGCACUGCAACUAUUGAAGAAAAAUCUUCAAAGUUACAAGUAAAAGAAAAUAUGUCUAAAAAUAAAAGGAAAGAUAGUAUAUAUUAUAAGAAUGCUAAUAAAAAUGAGAAUAAUGUGAAUGGAAAUAAUAGUUUACAAAAUAAUAAUAGUGAAGAAAAAUCAGAAAAAAAUGAUGAAAGUGUUCAAGACAAUACUGAGAUAGAAGAAAAAUUUAAUGAAAAUGGAUCAAAUGAUUUAAUUAAUAUUUUUCUUAAUGCAAAUCAAGAAGAGGCUUAUAAUAAAAACUACAUUUCAUCACAUAAGUUAAAAAAAAAUCUGCAUAAUAAAACAAAAUCAGAAGAAACAAAAUUUAUGGCAUUUUUAGAUAUAAUAGAAAAAUUAUAUUCACCAUCAACCUAUAAAAAAAGUAAAUCAAAUGAGACAAAAAAUGAAAAAAACUCAAGAAAUAUAAAUAAUAAUUAUAAAGAAAGUGAAAACUCAAUAGAAAUUCUUGAAGAGAAAAAAAAGAAACCACAAAUUUUAUAUAAUAACGGUGAUAAUAAUAAUUUAAAGAAAAAUAUGUAUUAUGUUGACAAUUAUUUGAAUGAGUACACUUUAAAUACAAAAAAUAAUUUAUCAGAAUAUUCUUCUUUUGAAAACAAUUUAAGCAGCUCAACUAUAAAUUCUAUUAAGAGUAAUUUUUCUCAUAAUUCUUCAAAAGAUUUAAACGAAAUUUUACUUUCGUCAGAUAAUAGUUAUAUUAGUAAUAGUAGCUCUAAUAAUAUGAAUAAUUUAAAUAAUUUUAUUUCUAGUGUUGAAAAUGUAGAAUCCUUAUCAUCAGAUAAUAAUAUUUGCAAUAAAUCAAAUGAAAAAUGGAAUUAUGUGCAUUGCCUAAUGAGCUAUGAUAUAUGCGAAUUACUUAAAAAAAAAAAAAAAAAAAAAAAAAAUUCUAUUUAUUCAUGUAAAAAUAUAGCAUUGUCUUUAGUUUAUUUAUCAAAAAAAAUAAAAUUAAAUUUUUUUAAAUAUUCCAUGAAGAAGCCUAAAGAUGAAACCCUUAUUUUACUAAAGGAGUUAAAUUCUAUUGAAAAUGAGAUUAAUAAUAUAUUUUUAGAAGUCGAUUUACAUGAAAUUUAUUCAGAUUUCAUGAUUAGAUAA